Messenger RNA from Vicia villosa (hairy vetch), 1449 nucleotides. RefSeq names its product transcription repressor OFP1-like. The record is from RefSeq and is a predicted model, not a curated record. The coding region runs from base 124 to 1302 and encodes 392 amino acids. Gene Ontology annotation, biological process: negative regulation of DNA-templated transcription. The transcript has a single exon. Lineage: Eukaryota; Viridiplantae; Streptophyta; Magnoliopsida; Fabales; Fabaceae. Gene Ontology annotation, molecular function: DNA binding.
UCACUCUCAUUCCCCACAAAUUGCAUAGAGAACUACAACUAGAAAAAGCUUUCAUCAACUCCCACAAACAUAAGCAAAACAAACUUUCACAAAACCAAACACAAACACAAGAGUGUGUUGAGAAUGAGGAGGAAUAACAAGUUCAAGCUUUCAAAUAUGAUUCCCAAUGCUUGGUUUUACAAGCUAAAGGAAAUAGGCAAACCAAAAAACCAAACAUCAACAACCUCAAAGAACAACAAAAAACCCUCAAAAACAUCCUCAAUUUCCUCAAAACCAAAUCCACCCAACCAAAACCAAAACCAAUACAUUCCUAGAAAAUCUUACUACUUCACAAGAAACCUUAACCAAAACAAAUUACCUUCUUCUUCAUCACCAAAAACACCCUCCAAAAACAGAACAACAAGAAAAACAUGUUCUUCUUCACCAAAACUUGUCACCUCCUCCGUCUCCGCGGAUUGUAGCUGUCGAACCACACUCGAAUCCGUGUGGACGAAAUCCGAAACACUUUCUUCGUCUCCGUUAUAUGAGUCAGAAUCCGUUGACACCGAGUUCAGAACAGACAGAGUUCUACUUCCCAAUGAAACAUCAUUCGAUGAAAUGGUUUCUUUGUCCAUUUCUUCUUGUCCUUGCACCAACAAAACAUCCUCAAACAAUAACAAUAUCAACAACAACAACAACAACAUAGAUAUUGUUAUCGAUGUUGACAAGAAUUCCCUACCUAGAAAAGAUGAUAAACUUGAACAAGACUACAAUUCUUAUGUUUCUUUCUCAAACCUACAACUUCCUCCAAUCAUCACAAAACCACAAAUCAAAAAACAACACAAACCCGAAAAACAUCAUCAACCACAACAACAACAAGAAACAAUGAAGAACAAGAACACCACGAACACAAACACGAACAAGAAAAGAAACAAAAACAAAAACAAGACAGGUUCUAUAAAUUCUCCGGGGAUGAAGCUGCGUAUAAAAUCUCCGAAAAUCGCAACAAAGAAACUUCAAUUAUAUCACAGCCGGAAAAGCGUGUCGUCUGCUACGACGACAGCUUCCGGCGGGUACUACCGGAGAAGAAGCUUCUCCGGUAGUGUGGCGAUAGUGAAGUCAUCUUUUAAUCCUCAGAAGGAUUUUAGAGAGUCAAUGGUGGAGAUGAUUGUGGAGAAUAACAUAAGAGAAUCAAAGGAUUUGGAAGAUCUUCUUGCUUGUUAUCUUUCUUUGAAUUCAGAUGAGUAUCAUCAGCUUAUUAUCAAGGUGUUCAAGCAAAUAUGGUUUGAUUUGACUGAAAACAGGGUAGACAAAUAUAACUAGUUUCUGUUUUUCAUAUUAAUUUUUCUUCUUUUUAUUUUUAUUUUUAUAUGUAUUAUUAUUUAUCUAUGUAUUUAAUAAUGAUGAUGAUAAUAAUAUAUGUUCUGUACUUUAAGUCAAGGUUUUGAUUGCAUUCAAGUUAUAUUAUUU